This is a messenger RNA of Helicoverpa armigera (cotton bollworm), 2806 nucleotides long. RefSeq names its product rab11 family-interacting protein 4A (gene nuf). The coding region runs from base 400 to 1797 and encodes 465 amino acids. NCBI's taxonomy places the organism in Eukaryota, Metazoa, Arthropoda, Insecta, Lepidoptera, Noctuidae. The transcript has 14 exons. Gene Ontology annotation, cellular component: midbody; cleavage furrow; recycling endosome membrane. The record is from RefSeq and is a predicted model, not a curated record. Gene Ontology annotation, biological process: endocytic recycling; regulation of cytokinesis.
GCAGCGUAUUCAGUCACCGCGGAACUGUAGCGUAUUUCACAGGUGUGUUGAUAGAGUGCGUGAUGUUCUACGAUCGUAAAUAAAACCAGUUAUAACAAUAAUAGUGCUCAUUUUGUGAAAAUAUUAUAGUGAAAUAGGAAAUCUUCUGUAAUAACUGCAGCUGUGUUGUUAAUUUAACAUUGUUUUAUCGUAUUUGUGGCCAAGUGGUGCGUUUCGAAACAGUGACAACAAGUUUUUCUUGUCUUGUGAGUUCAGUCCUUGAGUCGGAGGCUUUAUCGUCGUCUACGACGCCUGUCCCGCUGCUUGUUCGCUUGGCGGGCAAUUCGUGGUCAAGAUUCCGCGUCCUGAAUUUCAUCCGAGGUGGAGAAAAUUUUUGAGCUGAAGGUGCCUGAGGAGGCAAUGAUGGCGCCCAGCGUGUUCCAAAGGACCAAGUCACCGCGCACCUCACCAGGAAACUUACCCAGGAAACUACAGAACGGCACAGAAGCGUCCGGCCAGUCGGACCCCACGGCAGACUCCAGUCCUGGCAACUCCAUAUCCGAUGCUGAGAACUUCGAGUGCUACGGCGAGGGAGACCACGACACUCCAGCUAACACAGUAGAAAACGGCACGAGAAGUCCUGGCAACCCACUGAACAGACAUUCUUGGACUAGAACAAGUUUAAGGCGAACCCCACCGAGCCACCAGGAGAACUUGCCGCAUCGGCGAUGGGGCUCCAUGAGACACUCUGGGAAGCGACAAAUUGGCUCCAAUGUCUUAGCUAGCCAAUUAUACCGGUCGUCGUCAUUCAACUCGUCGGGCUGCGGCUCUGGCGGGGAACCAGCUGACGACAUGUACUCAGAUGUGUCUCUGGAGGAAGAUGUCCAAGGUCUCAACUAUAAGGUGCAGCUACUGCAGCAGCAGGUGACAUCCCUGGCCGACACGCAGAGCACGGCGGACGAGCGCUACGCGAGGGCGAAGGCCGACAACGCAGUACUGCAGGCCCGGGUGCACAUGCUCGACGAACAGAUCAGAGAGAUCGAGUGUCGUUGUGAAGAGAGCAUAGCUGAGGAGAAGCGGCGCAGUCGCGAGGCUAUAUCGCGCGUCGAGAGGGACCGUGACACGCAACUCGCGGCGAUCACUGACAGGCUCGGUGCUGCUGAAGCAGAGGCUUCCGAACUUAAACAAGAGGUGGGUCGACUCCGUGGCGUGGCAGAAACGCUCAGAGCAAAUGCAGAAGCGGCAGCGCGGGCGCACCGCGAAGCUCAAGAGCAAGUCGCAGAACUUUCCGCAGCGUUGAGCAAUGCUCGUGAAGCCGAGAGAAGGGAGAGGGACGCGGCUGCCACCGCCAACGACCUGCUGGCGACUGCCAGGCAAGAGUUGCAGAGACUGAGGGAUGUACCGCCCCCACCGCCCGACCCCCGCCUCGAUGAGCUCAGGAAGGAACUCACGCUGCUUAGGACGCAGAAUAAAUCUCUCUCGGAAGCUCAAGAGGAAUUACAAGCGCAGAUCUUAACGCGCGGGGUGGAGGAAGGUCGCAGCCUGCUGGAUGGAGUCAGUGGGCCUCUGGUCGGCACCAACUCACUCGCACACGAACUGUCGCAAAUGAGCGAUGAUGAGCCCGAUGGUAACGAUACACAAUCUGAUCUCAGCAUAGAGAUGGAAAAGUUGCAGAAAGCUUUAAAGGAACAGCAAGACGUGAAUGUUCAACUGAGGAACUACAUCGACGGAAUCUUGCUAUCCAUAGUCGAGAACUAUCCACAACUUCUCGAAGUCAAAUACCAGAAAGCACCGGGCGACUUGAACGCAAGGUCAUAACACACAAAUCCUAUAUCUUUUGUUAUUAUCAUUUCAUAUCCUUCGUUAUACUUUCAAUCGAUUAUCAAUUUAAUUGGACAUGUUUUAACAAUUUAUUUCUAUUUUAUUAUCAACAAAUGAAAUUAUAUAUUUUUGAUUUAGAAUGAUAUUAUUACUGUGAUAAGAAAGGUAAUCAACAAAAUUAUUAUAUAUAGCUUUCCUAUUUGGAAAACUUUAGUCUUCUGUACUUGAAUAAUAAAUUUUAUAAUUUUAAUGAAAAGGAAUUCCAUAAAUAUGGAGAUACCUUCACAACUUUAAGUGUCAAUAUAAUUAUGAUAAGAUGUGUUGUAAAUAUUGUGUAUAGUAAAAUAUAUUAUUAAGCAUUUUUUAAAGGUUUAGAAAAAUAUCGUUCCUUGUUAUUAUCUCAGACGUAUGCUUAUUAUAUGCAGUUGUCAGUUAAUAAUAAGUAAUAUAUAAUUUAUUUGGGUUUAUUACUGUAGAUCUGUGAAAACUAGGAGAAUGUUAUUGAAAUAUACUUUAAACGACAAGGCCAGGCCGUCCAUAAAGAUAUUAUUUGUAACUACUUAAAGCAAUUUUUGUGAAAGACUGUGCGAAUGGUAAACUUGGGUGCGUAGCAUAUAACGUUUUAUAUCCAUAAGAAAUGUAUGAAUUAUUUGAUAUAUUUACGACUGCUCCAAAAUUACUUUCAAUUAUUUUUGUGGCUACAUAUUAAUUGAAAAUAAUUUCGAAGAAGUAGGUAUUGUAUAAUAAUAAAUUGGAGCCAUUUAUAUGAAGAAUGUAUUCAUAAUUGUAAAUUACGUCUAACUGCAUACCCUAGUACCUAAAACAAUAAUUAUGUAGUAAGAAAGAUCAUGUACCUAUAUUUUUACAAUGAAAUAUUUAUAGUUAAGUUAGUACGUAGCUAUAUAGGCAUUUGUGUACAUUUUGAUAACACUGUUCAUAAGUCUAAUAACAAAAGAUAUCUUGAUCUAUAACAGUCAUCAAAGUAAAUUAAACCAAUUAAUACAGA